CCAUAUCCAAAAAGACAUUUGACAUGGGAAGCCUAGGUGAUUGGCCCGAACCAGUGGUAUGUGUCCAAUCUUUAUCAGAAAGUGGUGAGCUUGUGAUUCCCGGCCAAUAUAUCAAGCCGCAAUCAGAGAGACCAUCUUUUUGUCUAAAAGAAAUGAACAUACCAGUUAUCGAUAUGACUGGUUUGAUCACUUCACGUGAAGAGACUAUGAAGCAAAUUUCCGAGGCAUGUCGUGAAUGGGGCUUUUUCCAAUUGGUGAAUCAUGGUGUGGGGAUUGAAUUAGUCGAUAGGGUUCGGGAAAUUUGGAGGGAGUUUUUUCAUGAACCUAUGGAAGUGAAGCAAAAGUACGCAAACACUCCAAAGACUUAUGAAGGGUAUGGGAGCAGAUUAGGAGUUGAAAAAGGGGCAAUUCUUGAUUGGAGUGAUUACUACUAUCUCAACUAUCUUCCUCUUUAUCAUACAAAGUGGCCUGCCCAUCCACCUUCCCUAAGGGAAGUGAUGGAGGAAUAUACGAACGAAAUACUAAGGUUAGGUGCAGUUUUAUUAAAAGUAUUUUCGAUAAACCUCAGAUUAAAAGAAGAUGCCCUUCAAAAUGCAUUUGGUGGCAAAGAAGUCGGGGCCUGCUUGAGAGCAAAUUUCUAUCCAAAGUGUCCACAACCGGACUUAACCAUGGGAUUAUCUUCUCACUCGGAUCCUGGCGGUAUGACUUUUCUACUGCCAGAUGAGCAGGUCUUCGGACUCCAAAUUCGAAAAGACAAUCAAUGGGUAGCUAUUAGACCUGCUCGUCAUGCCAUUGUUGUAAACAUUGGAGAUCAACUUCAAGUUCUAAGCAAUUCAAUAUAUAAAAGCGUGGAGCACCGGGUAGUAGCGAACCCAGACAAAGAACGACUCUCUUUGGCUUAUUUCUAUAAUCCAAAAAAUGAUAUUCUUAUUCAACCAACAUCUGAGCUUAUCACAUUGACAACACCUGCCCUUUAUCCACCGAUGACGUUUGAAGAAUACAGACGUUUCAUACGAACCAAGGGUCCACGAGGCAAAUUUCAAGUCGAGUCAUUAAAAUCCCAAAGAUAGCAUGUAUGUAUCAUGUAUGUCAUCUUGAGCUUAUUAUAACAAGGUUACUUACAGCUUAUAAUAUUGUUAUAUAUUAGUUGAUAGUGGCAAUAUACGCUACAAUGUGCAAAAUAAGAUGUAGAUGUAUAAUAAAGUUGUAUACCA
Lactuca virosa is the source of this 1214-nucleotide messenger RNA. The record is from the annotation of a GenBank genome assembly. NCBI's taxonomy places the organism in Eukaryota, Viridiplantae, Streptophyta, Magnoliopsida, Asterales, Asteraceae.